AUGUCAAUAGUAACAUUGCAACUUGGUCAGAGUGGCAAUCAGAUUGGUUUUGAAGUGUUUGAUACUCUAUUUAGUGAUUCACACUGUUCCCAGGGACUCUGCUCUAAAAGAGAGAAUGAGGCAUAUCAAGCAGCUUGCAAAGAAAGAUUCUUCAGUGAGGAGGAAAAUGGAGUUCCAAUUGCCCGGGCUGUACUUGUUGACAUGGAACCUAAAGUUAUCAAUCAAACACUAUCAAAGGCUUCCCAGUGUGGCCGAUGGAAAUAUGGCCAGCGUUCAUGCUUCUGUCAAAAACAAGGUUCUGGAAACAACUGGGCAUAUGGUUACUCUGUUCAUGGACCCAGACAUGCAGAAUCUAUAAUGAACCUAAUCCAGAAGGAAGUAGAGAAAUGCGACUCCUUGAGUGGUUUUUUCAUCGUAAUGAGUAUGGCUGGAGGCACAGGAUCUGGGCUGGGUGCCUUCAUUACACGGAAUUUACAAGAUCAGUAUUCCAACUCUUUGAAAAUGAAUCACAUUAUAUGGCCUUAUGGAACUGGUGAGGUUAUUGUUCAGAAUUACAACUCCAUUUUGACUCUUUCUCACCUGUACCGAUCUUCAGACGCCCUCCUUGUUCACGAGAACGAUGCUCUUCAUAAGAUCUGUGCAAAACUGAUGAACAUCAAGCAGAUCUCCUUCAGAGAUAUAAAUCAGGUCCUCGCCCACCAGCUGGGAAGUGUGUUCCAGCCUACUUACUCUGAGGAGGGCUCAUCUCACUACAGAAGAAAUCCACUAGGAGAUUUAAUGGAGAAUUUAGUUCCCCAUCCGGAAUUCAAGAUGCUGGGUGUUCGCAACAUUCCCCAAAUGUCUGAGCACUCCCUGGCCUAUAGCACGUUCACGUGGGCUGGCCUCCUCAAGCAUUUGAGACAGAUGCUCAUUUCCAAUGCGAAAAUGGAAGAAGGUAUUGAUUGGCAGGUACGGCCUCCUUUAUCGGGAGCUCCUACUCUUGGUAAAAUGCCCGUCAACAGGAACCUCCACUUUAACACGUCCCUUGCUAACUUGGUCAUCCUCCGUGGAAAAGAGGUGCACAGUGCGGAUCUGGGGGGAUUCAAAGAUCCAGCCCUCUAUACUUCCUGGUUAGGACCUGAUAAUGCUUUCAAUAUGUGGAAAACCCAGCGAGCCUUUAACAAAUAUGAGAAGUCUGCAGCAUUGGUCAGCAACAGCCAGUUCUUAGUAAAACCACUUGAUAUGAUUGUGGGCAAAGCGUGGAAUAUGUUUGCUUCAAAAGCCUACAUUCACCAGUACACGAAGUUUGGAAUUGAAGAAGAGGAUUUUUUGGACAGCUUCACGUUGUUAGAACAGGUUGUUGCCAGUUACCGCAAUCUCUGA
Messenger RNA from Pipistrellus nathusii (Nathusius's pipistrelle), 1362 nucleotides. Lineage: Eukaryota; Metazoa; Chordata; Mammalia; Chiroptera; Vespertilionidae. The record is from the annotation of a GenBank genome assembly.